AAGAGGCGGGGCGGUCCUCAGCCAGAGCCCAGGUAAUCGGGGCGGGAUCGGGAGGAGCCACGCGUCGCGGCGUGAUGAUGUCAAGGCCGCGCCUGACGUGACGUGCUCGGCGCGCGCAGCUGUUGCUCGGCGUCUAGGUCCCAGUUCUUGAGCUGAGGAAGAGGCGUACUGUGCUUUUGGCAGGGAUGUUGCAGGCUGUUGGCACUGUGGACGAGGAAGAGGAGCAGGCGGAGGAGGAUUGUCCUGAAUUGGUCCCCAUUGAGACGAAGCAAAGAGAGGAGGAGGAAAAGUCUGGCCCCGGCGCUAAGAUCCCAGUCACAAUUAUCACCGGGUAUUUAGGUGCUGGGAAGACGACACUGCUGAACUAUAUUUUGACAGAGCAACAUAGUAAACGAAUAGCAGUUAUUUUGAAUGAAUUUGGGGAAGGAAGUGCAGUGGAAAAAUCCUUAGCUGUGAGCCAAGGUGGAGAGCUCUAUGAAGAAUGGCUGGAACUUAGAAACGGUUGCCUCUGCUGUUCAGUAAAGGACAAUGGCCUUAGAGCUAUUGAGAAUUUGAUGCAGAAGAAGGGGAAAUUUGAUUACAUACUGUUAGAGACCACUGGGUUAGCAGAUCCUGGUGCUGUAGCUUCUAUGUUUUGGGUUGAUGCUGAAUUAGGGGUUGAUAUUUAUCUUGAUGGUAUCAUAACUAUUGUGGAUUCAAAAUAUGGAUUAAAACAUUUAGCAGAAGAAAAACCUGAUGGCCUCAUCAACGAAGCUUCUAGGCAAGUUGCUUUGGCAGAUAUCGUCAUCGUCAAUAAAACAGACUUGGUUUCAGAAGAGGAUUUAAACAAAUUAAGAACAACUAUUAGAUCAAUAAAUGGACUGGGGAGAAUUUUAGAAACACAAAGAUCAAGAGUUGAUCUCUCUAAUGUAUUAGAUCUUCAUGCCUUUGAUAGCCUCUCUGGAAUAAGUUUGCAGAAAAAACUUCAACGUUUGCCAAUAGCACAACCUCACCUUGAUCAGAGUAUUGUUACAGUUACAUUUGAAGUACCAGGAAAUGCAAAGGAAGAAAGUCUAAAUGUAUUUAUUCAGAAUCUUCUGUGGGAAAAGAACGUGAGAAACAAGGAGGAUGACUGCAUGGAGGUCAUACGACUAAAGGGGCUGGUGUCAAUCAAAGACAAGCCACGGCAAGUGAUUGUCCAAGGCGUUCAUGAGCUGUAUGAUCUGGAGGAGACCCCACUGAGCUGGAAAGAUGACACUGAAAGAACCAAUCGAUUGGUUCUUAUUGGCAGGCAUUUAGAUAAGGAUAUCCUUAAACAACUAUUUAUAGCCACUGUGACAGAAACAGAAAAGCAGUGGACAACACACUUCAAAGAAGAUCAAGUUUGUCUAUAAUAUUAGAAGCAUUUCUUAGCAAAAGGAUUGGAUGAUAAUAUGGGCAAUAAGUUUCCUACUGGGU
This is a messenger RNA of Hipposideros armiger (great roundleaf bat), 1437 nucleotides long. It is a transcript of the gene ZNG1A, whose product is annotated as Zn regulated GTPase metalloprotein activator 1A. The record is from RefSeq and is a predicted model, not a curated record. Lineage: Eukaryota; Metazoa; Chordata; Mammalia; Chiroptera; Hipposideridae. Bases 186 to 1373 code for a protein of 395 amino acids. Gene Ontology annotation, cellular component: cytoplasm. The transcript has 15 exons.